AUAAUUCUACAACAAAAGGCAGGCAGCGAGCAUAAAGAGAAAAAAAAACUUAAAAUUAACACGGAAUAUACGGAAGUUUUUCUGUCAGUUCUAAAAAUCGCCGCAGCCACACCCCCUGCAGCCCCAGCCGCCGUGUCGCAGUGGACACCGGAAUAACAAAGCGCUAUGGUCACACCGCAAUCACCCGCACCAAUGUUCAACGGACUGGACGACGAUUUGUACAACGAUGCCAAGUUCGCGCACGAGAUCAACGACAAGAUGCGCGUGCCGAAGCGCAUCAAGGCCACGGGCGAGUUCUCCGACGAGGAUCUGUUGCUGUCGAACCAGAAUGGGAUGAUCAGUUCGUGGAACUAUCACGACAAGAUCGAUAUGAAUGUGCCAGAUCGGAUUGUGGUGCUGGGGCACAAUCAGCAUCUGGAGACGCGCUCGGCGCCGCGUGAAAUCCAACUGGAGAACUCCAUAUUACCCAAGAAUCCGUCAAUGGGCUUUCUGCGCGUCCAAACGCCGCCGCGCGUCAUCACACUCACGGAUCAUCAUUUUCCAUCGGCCUCCGAGGAAAGCUCACCACUCAAACCCAAUGGCAAUCUCUAUGGCCACGAUCUGGAUGGCGACAUGGACGACGACGACGAAGACGCCCGUGCCACGCAAUAUGUGCGCUCCAAUGGCAACGUCCGCAUGGGCUUUCACAACAGCAACGAUGCCAACUCCGUCGAAUCGGACUCGCAGCUCACAACGGGCAGCGCGAGCAAACGCUCCCAGCUGAUGCAGCAGCAGCAGCAGAACAAUUUGGAUGCCUCGAUGCUGGCCCACCGCGAGGGCACGCCCAUGGGCGAGUUGACGCCGCACGAGGAGAUACUGUAUCUGCGUCGUCAGCUGGCCAAACUGAAUCGGCGCGUGCUCAACAUUGAGAUCAACAACGAGCAGCGAAUGCAGCGCGAGAAGAUUGUCUAUUGCCUGGGACUGGCCUACUUUGUGCUGAAGACCAUCUUUUGGCUGAAUCGCUAGAGAUGGAAUACGGGCUGCAGCCUGAUGGUGCUUUCCUUCGUUUGUUUUCUUUUGCUGCAUACACACACGCAACGCUAGCCGGGAAAACUGACCAGUUUACCAUGUUUUCUUACUUCCUUUAGUUUUUUUUUUUUGUAAAUGGCACCGAGAGAGAGACUUGGUUAGUUUUUUUUUUGCCAUAUUCGUUUUAAGUUCUGUAAUUAAAUAAGCACAACCUCGAUAUGUUUUUCCGUCGUGGAACCCAAAAACAAAGCAUCAAUUUUAAUCAUUUUUGUCAAUACAUCAAAUCGAAUUAAGUCAAAAUGCUUCUUCUUAUACGUAGACCCUGUACUUGUUGUCUAAAAAGCAGCCGAAACGCCCACAAACUGUCGCGACCUUGAACUCUUGUUGGUGUGUGUGUAUCCCUUCCGAACCCAUUCAAAGCACGGAACUGAAAUAUUCUUUUAUAUACAUAUAUAUGUAUCUAUGUAUAUAUAUAUAUAUAUCUAUUUGUGACUUAAUCUAAUAGCGCCUAAAUUUUAAAAUCACAUUUCAAAGUUGAUCUGAAUUCUCGUGUGCUUUUUGUUAAAUGUAGUUUUUUAGCCUAAACAUUGUUAAUCAUAAUCGCAUGGAGUAAUAUUUGAUCCCAACAACGUGAAACUAACGGUAUUUCUAUGCAAUAGAUAAAGAUACAUUACAUAACACUUAAAACUUAUGAAUUUUGAUGGUGAAGUUUAAAUAUACCGAAUCCAGCAACAGAUGAAAUCAUUUAGCUUUAGUGUUCGAUUAUUGGAGGAUGAUAUUUAAAACAAUAAAUAAGAAAAACGUU
Messenger RNA from Drosophila novamexicana, 1813 nucleotides. It is a transcript of the gene Tango11, whose product is annotated as transport and Golgi organization protein 11. Bases 166 to 1005 code for a protein of 279 amino acids. The record is from RefSeq and is a predicted model, not a curated record. Lineage: Eukaryota; Metazoa; Arthropoda; Insecta; Diptera; Drosophilidae. The transcript has 3 exons.